Physcomitrium patens is the source of this 3245-nucleotide messenger RNA. RefSeq lists its product as uncharacterized. Lineage: Eukaryota; Viridiplantae; Streptophyta; Bryopsida; Funariales; Funariaceae. The record is from RefSeq and is a predicted model, not a curated record.
GCACCCCCCGAGGUUGUAUUCCGGCCAGCCCCACCUCGUUGUCGUCGUCGUCGCCUUCGUCGUCUUGUCUGUGUCUGUGUCUGGACAUCGGUCCGUAGCUAGUUUGUGGGAGCAGGACUUUUGUUCAGUUGCAGUGCCGAGUUUCUUAGUGGGUAGUGGUCGUGUGAUUGUGUCAUGAAUCGCAUUGUGAUUUAGUCACGUAUUGUGUUUAGUGUAGCAAGGUAAGUUGUGUUGUUAGGUGUUUGUCUACGCACUCAUCUCGAAUUUUUGAUUCGUGGCUCUUCUUUCGAAGUUUCCUGUCGCUUGUAAUCUUUCUUGAGAGGGAUCUCAAUCUCCAGCGAAGGACGAGUUGCAGUCUGUCUUUUAGGUUAUUUUGCUGUGCAGUGUAGCUAAGUUUGCUGGAUUUUUAGCUGGUAAGCAUGAACUAUCACGCCCUCAGCCGCCGGGAGCUUCAGGCAUUGUGCAAGCAGCACAAGAUUCCGGCUAAUAAAACCAAUGUGUUCAUGGCUGAUUCUUUGACUGCCCUGCUGAGUGUCGCCGAGAAAGGGAAGGCAACAGAGGUCAACGCUCCUACGAAGGAUGCUUCGACGGAGAUAAUUGAGGAGUCCAUGGAGGUUGUCGUUGAUACAGGUGACUCUGAAGAUGUCUUCAUCAAAUCACCCGAUGCAAAUAACAGGAAAAACCAAGUUGAUUCUGGUAUCGAAGACAUGUGCAGCGCAGUGAAGCCGCGUAUGAAAAGAGUCUCAGCUAGGGUCAUGGUUGUACCUCUAUCAAGCUUGACAGCUGCUGAAAACAUACCCACUAUCAAAUCUUCUGCGGUAGAGAAGGCGAGACUCACAGUCCGUGCCGCCAGAAAGCCCGCUCUGAAGUCGAAGAAUGCCAGAGCUUUAGUCAAGGCUGCUGUUGCCCCAGAUAGUCCGGGAAGUGACUAUGCGGCAAGUAGCAUUACCCAAGAAGAUGAACCCGAAGUCCUGGCAGAGGUAGACUUCGCAAUUCGACGCGAUCGUUCACAACGACUAUUCGAUUCCGUGGAAUUCGAGGACAGAAAUGAGGGCAGUGCAUGUCUGGCAGAUGCUAAAGUCUUGAAAGUUGAGAGCAGAGUCGGAGGCAAUAAAAUUGAUAUGCAGGGUACCUACCAGCCCACUGAAGCCGAAAAUGUCAUUCUGGCUGAAGUGGUAGAUGCCGUGCAGCCUGAAGGCACCCUCAGUAGACUUGCACCAUCCCUCACACCUUCAGAGGAAAUCACUGGAAAAAAAACUUCACAGAAGGUUUCGUCGCGCAGGGUUACAGCCAAGAGAACUGUGACCGGGAAGAAGGCUGCUGUGAACGUGUUACCGGUAACUAGUAUGAACAUUCCUGCUGCACCCGAAGCCGUCUCCAUCAUUCAAUCUGGAGCUAAUCAAGGUAAACUUCAAGGAGGUGGUAGAGUCAGGAAGGGGGCCCUUGUAGCCCCAUCACCGGUUGAGAUGAAGACAUUCCAUGCAGCUCCAGAGAACGUGCGACUCAAUGGACCGCUUCAGUCCCAGGAAAUGCUAACUGAGUCUCAAGCUCACGAGGUUGAGAAAUCCAAGCCUGCGAAUAAGGGAGACAGGAAGGCGAGGAGAGUAGCGCCUGCUGCAUUACCUUCAGAACAAGCUCCUGCAAUUGAUAACGACAGGCGGCUCAAUGACGUUGGGGAUUUCCACUUUGAUCUAGGUCAAGCCGUGAUAUACGCACUGCAAGAAGAGAAGGCCGCAGAACCUAAUCUGACAUCUAAGAAAGGAAUGAAGGCAGAGAAUGGAUCCUGUGUUGCACUACCUUCGAAUGAGGUGGAGACUUCUCCGGCGGCGUUCGAUAAAGAGGAGCUCUGCGAUGAUAUUCAAAUCAUAAAGUCUUCCGUCAAGGAACCUAAGCCGGCAACCAGGAAAGGCAAGAAGUCGAAGAAAGGAGCUCGUUCGACGAAUCCUCCAGUUGAGAUUGAAGCUGCACCAGCAACAGUCUCUGAAGUAGAUCCCCACGAUGGUAGAACUAUUGGACUCGCUGACCAGGGACACUCUGCUAACCUGGACAAGGAGCCUGAGUGUGUCGAGCCCAAGGCAGUCACCGAGAAGGCGUUAACAGCAAAGAGGAAAGCGAAGACCAAAAGGACAAAAGCCAAGGCUAGAUCUCCCGUUCUUGAGGUUUACGUGGACACUGACUUAGCGAAAAAAGGCGUUUCUGAUGCAGUAGAGCCAGAAUCUCUGAAACGCCUGGCAAAUUACAGCGAUGACCCAUCCUCGCCCGUGAAGAGCCCCUCAUUAGCAGACAUGAAAGAUAGCUCCCCAAUGAAGAGCCCUUUGGUCAGCCACAUGGGAGAGGAUUCAAUCUCUCCAGUGAAGAGUCCUUCUCUAGCCCACUUGGUAGACAACUCCCCACUCCGAUGUCCGUCGCUUUUGUAUAUGGAGAAUGGGUUGGACUGUGGAAGCAGCAACAACGAGCUUAACGAAGGUGCGAACCAGGUUGCCCUCAGACUCAGUUCUGUUGGGACGAAUACGUAUUGUGCUGGUGAAGCUGACAAGGAGAACUCUGGCAGGAAGGUUGGAACUGAGGUCCCGAAGAGCCUGCGCAAGCUUCGGAAACAAGUGAAAGAAGCGAUAAUUAAGAAAAAUAUCACACCUGUUUCUUCUCCGCUAAAAGAUAUUUCUCUAAAUCUACAAUCACCGCAACCGUUACUGUCAACAUCCUUUUCAUUCCACUACUAAGGCUUGCAGAGCAAAAUACCAAGCUAAGAUGAGAGCUGACCAGCUCGUUCAAAGUGAACGAACGACGUGAAAAAAAGUCAGCGAAGCGCACUGGUUCACACACUGAAACUGUGACUCGCGCCAUGUAGUAUCUAGAGUGGUAGAGCACGAAUUGGUAAUGCUCUUCGCAUCAACGGCUUGCAUCGUUGUGCAAGGUACCGCCCUGCAUCUGAAGACCACUGCGAUGAUGUCUCCUCAAAUGCCUAUUCAAGGCAGAUAUUGUUAAGAUGUUCAAUUACGUGUACAAAUUACUCGAACGGCAUUCAAACAAAGUAGGUUGUCAGUAGGGAGUACAUAGCCUACCGUGAUGGACUUGUUCAAAACGUCUUGAACUGCUUAGAAAUUGUAAUGUCUGCGGACAUUUUGGCGAUUUGUGGUAGAGUAAUACGCAUUUUUCUGUUUCACGAAAUCCUUAUCCUAAUUCAAUGAAAAGCCGGCAGUUUCUUACUGUUUCGGACCGCACUGAUAUGAAAUGUGGUUAUCCAU